This is a messenger RNA of Porites lobata, 2891 nucleotides long. Lineage: Eukaryota; Metazoa; Cnidaria; Anthozoa; Scleractinia; Poritidae. The record is from the annotation of a GenBank genome assembly.
GGGAAGAUGUUUGGUCUGGUAACCGUGAUAAUGCUGGCGAUAGUUUUCAAGGAGACGGAAGCUUAUUGGACGUACAACACUGGCCGAGGUAUGGUGUACGGACUUGGUGUAACCCAAGAUACCACCUUGGCAGGUAGCAGUCAACAACUCGACUACCUUCAGUACCUCCUGGUGUCCAAGUUCCCUCAGUAUGAAAACAAGCGUUCUCUGGUUCAGUUUGAAAACCUUCCCAAUGCCUGCGGUCCAUUACAGAUCAUAUCCGCUAAGAUGUAUCUAUACUACGUGUAUGCUCACAAAGCGAGCUGGCAUAGCAUCCAGAGAACUCCUUUUAUCCCUCGCUUUAUACAGGUGCCGCUAUAAGUCUCAGCUAUUUCGAGAAAGGUCGUCGGAAAAAGUGCACGCGACAAUACCGAAAGGUAUUGUGGGUGGUUUUCAGUUCACUUUUCUUUAAAGAUAUUUGAAAGAAUGGCUCGAGAGGCCAUGGACGUAUGUUUGCGAGUGUUAAAGGAAAGCAACGAAAGUAAGUUUGAAAGCUACAGUGUCAUAUAUAAACAGUGUAUCGAGCAUAUCCCAUAUCUUUCGAGAUUGUCGCGUGUACAUUUUUUCCCGACACCCUUUCUCGAAAAAAGCUGUAUAAAAGAGAUCUGCUAUAGUUGUACAGAUUCAAUCCGCUAAUUCACGAAACUAUAAAUCAAUGCUAAUUGAUUUUAGCUUGGACAAAACAAAUGAUUCUCCUCAAGUCACAUUUAAUCAUCAACAAAACGUUGUUCUUUUAAUGUUCUGUUCCUAUCAACCUCGUUCCCACGGGUUCUCUCCUACCCGCCCUACUGGGCGCCUAAAAACCUGGCCAAUGUUAGCCAUGAAGAUUUCAAGCCUAUAGUUUUAAAAAUAUACGAUUUUUAAAAAAAUUUCUUUAAAAAGCAAUAAAUGUUCGAUCCUUUGACUCUCAAUUGCAACUCAAUUGUCAAUAAAUUCACUGUUUACAUGAAUUCAGGUCAGGAGCCCAUCAUUGGCUCCUGUUCAGGUUCAUUUUUUGAUGAACAGGUGAACAGGUGAACAGAUGUAUCUUCCGAAUGAAAUCGUUAAAAAUGGAGAUAAAUCGAUGAAUGAAACGAGUGUGUCGUCGAUUUCUGCUGAUUGAUCGAUACAGUCGAUAUCGAUUAAAUCAGACGUCGAUUUACCGAUUUUUAUCAGUUUAUCGUUCGACAAAUCGAUACCGAUUUUUAUGGAUUGACUACUCUGGGGUCUUAGCGACUGGAGCAAUAGUCAAGGUAAACAGUGUCAAAGUUAUACCGUAAAGGUAGUCCUAAAAAUCAAUUUCUAUUCAUCUUGUGCUUUUUGCUUUUUUGUUCGUUUUUUUGUUCGUUUUUUUUUUUAAAUCGCGUCAAAGACAAAAAACGUACAGAGGUCAAACAAAAUAUUAUAUUUAUUCAAUUGCUUGUUUUCUUUAGAUUUGCUAGCUUGUUUCAAUAAUUUAUCACUAUCUUUUAUCAAUAAAGCACUAUUGUUCCCACUUCAUUGUUAAGCAAAAAUGACAUAUUUUUAUCCCCUAAAAAUUUUUCAUCUGUUCGGAUAUUCUAGCUGAAAGUCGAGUGAUCCAAAACUUACCUUUUCGAUCAUUUCAGCCAGAAAAAAGACUCCCGAACGUUCAGAUAUUUUUAGGGUAAAAAUCCGUUAAAAUUGGGCAAUUAUACCCUUUUUUAGAUGUUCGAAAAUCCUAGGAGAGGCAGGCAAGCAAGAAAUUUUACAAAAAAUGUUCCGAAAAUUCUAGAUCUCAAAUCGUCUUCCGAACAGAUAUUUACCGAAAAUUGUCGUUGGGUGCCCCUGAUAAAGGGUAGAUCCAAAUGUUACAUGGGAAAUCCUCUCUCCCAGCUACGCCCUUUGUCAGCCGAAAUUCACUAACUCUUAGUUACACUCACAACUUAGGUGUGAUUGCAGCUGAUGAUAAGAUCAUUUUAAUAUUUUUUAUGAAUAAUGACCAUAAUCCAAUAGACCUUUUUACCGAUAUGGCGGCCAUAUUUAAUUUAUUAGAUUCAAGGAGUAUUAUGGGAUGCCCAGGGGCACUCGCUCGGUAUUUACGCGCGCUUUUCGAUCGGACAAAAAGAGAACUUCACUGUAUAUUUCUCGGGGAAAAGGCAAUCAUUAUUACAUUUAAACACGGCACAACGACCUUUUUUCCCAUGAGGAUCAUUUUCUAGGAAACUUUAACGAAAAAUUGGCCCGAAAAGCGCGCGUAAAUACUGAGCGAGUUCCCCCUGGGCAUCCCAUAAUACUCCUUAAAUCAAAUUGAUACAACAUGGCCGCCUUAUCGUUAAAAAGAUCUGUUAUGGGUUUUAGGUGCACCUGGUGAAGAGAUCUUGGAACGCAGCUCAAGCCACUUCCACGAAGAGAGACAACACUCAUUGGUGGUCCAGUUCUUACCUGGGUCUGGAUAACACCGAUGCAGAGGCCCAACCACAGCCAGAGACGGUCACAAUCUUUCCCGCCCGUCCGCGAGGUUAUGUGGAAUUUGACAUCACAUGCGCAGUACGGCAAUGGAGAAGUGGUGUCCCCAAUAAUGGGGUGCUUAUUCGCGCAACUAACGAGCUGGAAAUUGGAAGAUCGAUAAGAUUUGCCAGCAGCAGCAUGUCAGAUACCGGCAAGCACCCUUAUGCCCUCGUACUGUGUGCACAGCGUCAAUAAUCUCAAUAAUCUUCGCUGGGGAAGCGUUAUCAGUAUUUUUUUCACUAAAUUUGAAUUUUGUUUGAGUUUAGUCUUAAUUAUAAGAUAUAAAGUAGCCGGCUAGACUAUCGUAGACUUAUUAUGCACCUCCCUACAUUAAUUGAAAUAAUACAAUAAUCAGUGCAAUGUAAUGAAAGGUGGAUUAUAAUUGAAUCUGAAUAAAGAAGUGC